CAUGGCGGCCUCUGUUUCACCGCUACGCUCCUCCUUCAGGAUUUGUAGCCCGUUAACGUUACACCAUCACUGCUGCCGGGCCAAACUGCGGAUGCACAGAAAAUGCGAGAGUCAAAAGAGACAUCUACACGAGUCGGCGACGAGGCAUGCCGCCGUGGUGAUUUCGGGAACAGAGCUAGCCCGUCAGCUCCACAGAGAAAUCCAGCGUGAUGUGGAAGAGCUGGUAGCUCAGGGCAACAUGAGACCACACCUAGGUGUGGUCUUAGUGGGAGACGACCCAGCCAGUCAUACCUAUGUUAAGAACAAGACCCGCGCAGCCAGCAUCCUGGGUAUUUCCAGUGAUACAGUGGUGCGGCCCAGCACAGUGUCUCAGGAGGAGCUGCUGGAGCUGAUUGACAAGAUGAACCGUGACUGGAGGGUCAGUGGCUUAUUGGUGCAGCUCCCACUUCCAGAGCACAUAAAUGAGCGAGCAGUAUGCAAUGCCAUCGCUCCAGAGAAGGACGUGGAUGGCUUCCAUAUUGUGAACAUCGGUAAGCUGUGCCUGGACCAGAGAUCCAUGGUGCCUGCCACUCCUGCAGCUGUCUGGGAGAUCAUCAAAAGAGCAGGUAUUGAGACUGUGGGGAAGAAUGUCCUUGUCGCUGGCCGCUCCAAAAAUGUUGGAAUGCCCAUUGCAAUGUUGCUGCAUACUGAUCGCCAUCAUGAGCGUCCUGGGGGUGAUGCCACAGUGACCAUUACCCACAGAUGUACUCCAAGGGAAAGGCUCAAAGAGCUAACCAGCCUGGCUGACAUCAUUAUUGCAGCUGCAGGUGUUCCUGAGCUGAUCACAGCAGAUAUGGUGAAAGAAGGUGCAGCAGUCAUUGAUGUGGGUAUAAAUCGCAUCAAGGAUCCAAACACGGGAAAACUUCGGCUCAUUGGUGAUGUGGACUUUGAGGGAGUGAAGGAGAGAGCAGGUUUCAUCACACCUGUCCCUGGAGGGGUGGGUCCAAUGACUGUCGCCAUGCUGAUGAAGAACACUGUGACUGCUGCCAGAAACGCACUGAUGCAUUAAACAUACACACACACACACAUGCACACCAACAUGCCUACACCUACACACACACAUGUGCACAUGCAGUAUAAAGAUAUUUAUUUUAACAAAUGCUUUACAGGGCAGACAUCAUGCAGACAUGCAGGUAUAGAUGCAUACAUUUAUAUAGGCACACGCACAGGCAGACCACCUGCCAAACAUCUAACACAGUUUUAUUUGAACAUCUGUGAACUCAAGACUCAAUACCUGCUGGGAAAUUUACUUGAUAUGUAUUGCGUUUAUAAUAUUUAUUUAUUCAUUUAUUUAUUAAGUUAUUUAUUUCAAAUUUCACUUUUUAAGAAUUUAUAUUAAUA
This is a messenger RNA of Oreochromis aureus, 1380 nucleotides long. RefSeq names its product methylenetetrahydrofolate dehydrogenase (NADP+ dependent) 2 like (gene mthfd2l). The record is from RefSeq and is a predicted model, not a curated record. Gene Ontology annotation, biological process: tetrahydrofolate interconversion. Gene Ontology annotation, cellular component: mitochondrion. Bases 2 to 1048 code for a protein of 348 amino acids. The transcript is spliced from 8 exons. NCBI's taxonomy places the organism in Eukaryota, Metazoa, Chordata, Actinopteri, Cichliformes, Cichlidae. Gene Ontology annotation, molecular function: methylenetetrahydrofolate dehydrogenase (NADP+) activity; methenyltetrahydrofolate cyclohydrolase activity; methylenetetrahydrofolate dehydrogenase (NAD+) activity.